Messenger RNA from Adineta steineri, 240 nucleotides. NCBI's taxonomy places the organism in Eukaryota, Metazoa, Rotifera, Eurotatoria, Adinetida, Adinetidae. The record is from the annotation of a GenBank genome assembly.
AUGAACGGACAAUCAUCAUCAUUUGUCACAGUACAAAAUGGUCGUUUGACUUUGAAUAAUCAAGAUUAUAUGUAUAUUGGCACCAAUUUUUGGUAUGGUGCUAAUCUUGCUUCACAAGGACCGGGUGGCAAUCGUCCGCGUUUACUACGUGAAUUGGAUCGAUUACAUUCAUUAGGCAUCAAUAAUUUACGCAUACAAGCAGGUAGUGAAGGUCCAAAUACAGAACCAUGGCGUAUUAUU